AUAUGAAGGUUUUCUUAGCGCACUUGAUAAUUAUCGACCACCAAAUCCUGAAACACGAAUGCCAGCCAGAGACCACCGGCUAUCGAUAGAGAAGAGAAACCAUCCAUUUAACCCCGAUGUUGACCCGUGCCCAAGAUGCAGAAAGACCGGCCACAUACUGCGAAAUUGCCCUCAACCUGAUCAGCGUACUUGCUUCAAAUGUGGCAAGCAGGGCCACAUUGCCACGCGGUGCAGCUCUCAGACUACGAGACCUACAAACUUUGAACUCGACUCCGGUAUCAAAGAAAUCAAGAUGGUGCAAAACUACAACAAUGCAUACAAAAAGGUGGCUAAAGUUAACGGUGCUUACGUCAAAGCGUAUUUGGAUACAGGAAGUCAAGUAAAUGUCCUUUCCAUACAAGUGUCGCGAUUGUUGGACCUUAAAGUUAUUCCAACGGACGUAACACUGAAAGGGUUCUCCGGAGGUAUGAUUACCAGUCGUGGGGUAGUUGAAUUCCUGUUAGAAAUCGAUGGAAUACAAACCCGUUGUAAGGCUCACCUUACCGACACUAACAUGGAUGGCAUUAACCUACUCAUUGGCCAACCAGUCAUUAAUGCCGAAGGAAUAACGAUGGUUGUCUGCAACGGUACAGUAACACUCAAGGAAGAUACUGACUUUUUGAAGCAAAUGGAUGUUUCUGAAGACUGUUCGAGAUUUGAAGUAGUCACCGCUAGCGAAGAAUGUCUACCGCCUGGCACUUCCAUAAUCAAGGUUAACGUGCUUGGUAAUACAGACAACAACGAUGUCAUCACGAAGCCUCGCCACUUCGAAUUACAAGACGUUUCUUAUUCGUUGCCGGCGACCCUCCUCCGUGGUGGUACGGGAUACAUCAAGGUCGUCAACACUGGAGCGGAGGAGAUCAAGUGGCAGCCAGGCGAGGUGCUUGCGAGAGCUGAUACUUGCGAGGCGCCACCACCAUCAGAUGCUCAGGAUGGCCGACUGUAACGGCCAAUCACAGCGAGCCUGCCAGCGCCAGCCAAUGGGAAGCGUUCCCGCCAAUGCCAGCCAAUGCCAAGCCUCUCCCCACCCAACCACGUGCCAUGCCUGUCAGCCGAGCGAACUUUUGGUGGGGGGCAAGCCUUUAUAAUGUCGUGCGAGCUCAUUUUGAUUAUUAUUUUGUACUGAUCACUUGCUAAGCAGAAACUCUGUUCGUUUGAAAAAUAAAAUAACUAUUCAUCAAGACAUUACUUUUUAUUUAUGCCACUUUACAAUUACAUAACCGAAACCAAUAAUUCCACAAAUCAAAUUAACGUAAUAAAGAAAUAUGCCUAUGGCAGAAAUAAUGAUCUAGGUCACAAAUAUCACAGUCCCUGAACCGAGAGAACGUCCGUCACAGCCAAGCGCUCGAGCAAAGUGUCGCGGUGCGCGGGGCGGCCGCUUUCUCGUGCCUUCCCUCUCUAAGACAGAGACAACAGGAUCGAACGAUAUGACGUCACGCUGACGUAGCGGGUGUUAUUUCUAAGAAUAUUUUAUUACAAAAACCCCUGUGUAAAUAUUGUACAUUUGUAAAAAUAUAUUUUUAUUAAACAAUAACAAUUCAAUAUCACUUUAAAUAUAUCACUUAAAAUGUUAUUCUGAUUUAAAAAUACUCAGUAACAAUAACCAUGCACCAUCAUUAUUAUACAAACUGUAAGGGAAAAACGCAAACUUUUACAGUAAUGUAGAAAAGUAGGUACUCCAUAAUACUUUGCAAGUUAAUUGUCCAUUACAUUCUGUAUGUUAUACAUAUAAAAUAACGUUUUUAUUUCUAUUCACAUAAGUAUCUUUCCAAUAACUCAUUUAUGCUUACAUUAUGUACUUUGAGUAUCACUAUAAAAUAAUUUUCCAUUUUUGUAAAACUUUCAAUUGUGAUUUUAAGACUACAUUUUUGUUCUUAUUUACCACAUAAUAAAUAUUUUUUUAAAAUUAAUAAACUCAAUAUUUAGUUAACAGUUUUGGUAAUUCGAAAAUGUCAUACGUAAAAGUAACAUCCACCACAAUACUUAUUACUAAUUAUUUAUUAUAAUUGAUCUAUUCUUAUAUUACUGGCAAUACAUUAGGAAUGUUUAUUGUGAUGACAAGGAACAUUUUUAAACUUCAUUUAAGAAAAGUAGGUUUGAUUCGAUUGAUUUUAAUAUAAAAAAUAAUAGCAGCGUUUUACGCCACGCCUAUAUGAUUUUAUCGAGGUAAUUAAUAUCGAGUACAUCAUAAAAUGUAUAGUACGAAAUACAUCCUGAUUUAUCUUAUUCUCUCCACAAAGUACACAAUAAAGCCUCGAAAGAAUUGUUGAUAUUGAAACGUAGUACACUAUGUGCUAUUUUGUUUUCAAGCGCAAAAAAUAACAGGAACGAUGUUCUGUAAUUAGAGUGGACUGGUAAUUCUAGAACUUUGCGACUUAUGUACUUCUUUUUAGGCGUGACGUCAUAUCUUAGUCCUUUUUCCGUAAAAAAUGUUGACAGCUCAACAGCCAUCUGAUGCAAAAAGUACUUUACAGUUUGGAGGGAACGUAGGUGCGCCAGUGGAUGACGUCACGCCACCAGGCGGGCCGGCUCAUGGACUCAGGG
This is a messenger RNA of Ostrinia nubilalis (European corn borer), 2583 nucleotides long. RefSeq lists its product as uncharacterized. The record is from RefSeq and is a predicted model, not a curated record. The transcript is spliced from 2 exons. Gene Ontology annotation, molecular function: zinc ion binding; nucleic acid binding. Bases 59 to 985 code for a protein of 308 amino acids. Lineage: Eukaryota; Metazoa; Arthropoda; Insecta; Lepidoptera; Crambidae.